Molecule: messenger RNA, 983 nt
Organism: Oppia nitens
Lineage: Eukaryota; Metazoa; Arthropoda; Arachnida; Sarcoptiformes; Oppiidae
Product: peroxiredoxin-2-like
Exons: 4
Coding region: 108-704 (198 amino acids)
Biological process (GO): cell redox homeostasis; cellular response to stress; hydrogen peroxide catabolic process
Cellular component (GO): cytosol
Molecular function (GO): thioredoxin peroxidase activity
Source: RefSeq, a predicted model, not a curated record
AGACAUUCAGUGCUUUCAUUCAUUUCAUUGCUUUUGUGUCAAACAAACCAUUUGUUCAGACAUUUUGGCCUUCAUUUCAAUAACUAAUUUGUAAACUCCAACCGAUAAUGUCAUCGACCAGAUAUCCACAGAUUGGCCGCCCGGCGCCCGACUUCAAAGGUACGGCAGUAGUGGACGGACAGUUCAAAGACAUCCAAUUGAGUGACUUUAAGGGCAAAUAUGUUAUACUAUUCUUCUAUCCGCUCGACUUUACAUUUGUCUGCCCGACGGAGAUCAUUGCAUUCAGCGACCGAUCGGAUGAGUUCCGCAAAACCAAUUGCGAAGUGAUUGCCUGUUCGGCUGACAGUCACUUCAGUCACUUGGCCUGGGUGAACACAUCGCGAAAAGAGGGAGGUUUGGGUAGUAUGAAGAUCCCGCUAUUGGCCGACAAAUCGGCAAAAAUAUGCCAGGAUUAUGGCGUCUAUUUGACCGAUGCGGGAAUUCCUCUACGCGGACUGUUCAUCAUUGAUGACAAACAAAACCUCAGACAGAUUACUAUCAAUGAUCUGCCCGUUGGCCGCAACGUUGAUGAAGCCCUGCGAUUGGUUCAGGCAUUCCAGUUCACUGAUGUUCACGGAGAAGUUUGUCCGGCCGGUUGGAAACCCGGCUCCGAUACUAUUAAACCCGAUGUCGAGAAAAGCAAAGAGUUUUUUGGUAAACAUUGAAACAACAAGUGUUUGUGUUUGUCGACAAUUGCACCGAUCAUUUGAGAAGCCAAUUAAAGCACAUGUUUUACUGUUAAAUAGUUUUUUUUGUUUGUUUUAAUCAAAAUUGUAUUUUUCCUGUUAAUUAUCAUUGUAUAAGAAAAUUGUUGAGAAAAAAAUUAAUUAUUUACAAUCAAAGUUAGUUAUGACAUUGCUUUAUUUAUAAUGAAUGAAAGCUAUUUUUACAUAUAUAUAUAUUAAACUUAAUUAAGUUGUGCUGAAUAAAUUUCAAUUUUAAUU